Eruca vesicaria subsp. sativa (arugula) is the source of this 228-nucleotide messenger RNA. The record is from the annotation of a GenBank genome assembly. NCBI's taxonomy places the organism in Eukaryota, Viridiplantae, Streptophyta, Magnoliopsida, Brassicales, Brassicaceae.
AUGCCACCAAGGCUAGGAUCCUCUUUUAUGGAAGCUACACGGUGUCCAUUCCUGUUAAAAAUGCUGUUGAGGGAGUUGAUACGUUUAAGAAAGAAAACUGUGAUCUUAUUAUUGUUGACACCAGUGGUCGCUAUAAACCAUAAGCUACCUACCCUCUUUGAAGAAAUGUGCCAAGUUGCUGAAGCAACGUGUUGCCGCAGAGUUUACUACUUGGGUGUUGAGGUAUGA